Molecule: messenger RNA, 606 nt
Organism: Geodia barretti
Lineage: Eukaryota; Metazoa; Porifera; Demospongiae; Tetractinellida; Geodiidae
Source: the annotation of a GenBank genome assembly
UUGUUGUUGCAUGAGUUCGGCCAUCCAUCAUGGACCGACGUGCGCAAUCGAUUCCGGGCGGGUGAGUUGUCGCUGAAGGACUACCAGGAGGCGACAUUCCUGCAGAUGCAAGCGGACAAGGACGCGAUGCGGUCCUACGUGCAGGCACACGCAAACUUCCGACCUCACUUCGCCGAAUUGUCCGGGUUCUGCCAGGAGCAUUCGAUCCCGAUGUGCAUAAUCAGCCAGGGGCUGGACUUUUACGUCCAGGCACUACUGGAUGGCAGUGAGCACGCGGGCAUACCCGUGUAUGCGGUGGCGACCGAGUUUGACCGGGAAGGACACGUAUCGGGUUACCGGUACGAUUUCGCGUACCCGGACGCCCCGCACCUGGGAAACAGCAAGGCUCUCAUCGUACGCCGUUUCCAGGAACAGGGGCAUCACGUAUUUUUCAUGGGGGACGGCCGCUCGGACUUCGAAGCCGGCGAGGUUGCGGACACGGUGUACGCCCAUCGUCAGAUGGCGGCGAUGUGCGACCAGGCCGGGAUCGAGUUCUAUCCAUUCACCGAUUUUGGGCCGGUGUUGGAAGCGAUCCGUGAAUACAUGGCCGCACCGCCGCGCAGUUGA